UUAGGUCAAGCAUUUCAACCGGAGUUCGCAGAACCCCUGACCAAUUUAACCGUAGCCAUUGGCCGUGAUGCGACUUUUAGAUGCCUCGUACAAAACCUUGGGGGAUACAGAGUAGGAUGGGUUAAAGCUGAUACGAAGGCAAUUCAAGCGAUUCACGUACACGUAAUAACCAAUAACCACAGAGUGGGAGUAUCGCACAACGGACAGACCGUUUGGAAUUUACACAUCAGAAACGUUCAAGAGGAGGACCGAGGCCAAUACAUGUGCCAGAUCAAUACUGAUCCGAUGAAAAGUCAGAUGGGGUUUCUAGAGGUUGUAAUUCCUCCAGAUUUUAUUCCCGAAGAAACGUCAGGAGAUGUAAUGAUACCUGAAGGAGGAACAGCAAGAGUAUCUUGUAAAGCCAAAGGUAUGCCCAAGCCGCGAAUAAUGUGGCGACGAGAGGAUGGAGGUGAUAUUAUACUAAGAAAUGCUCAUGGCGACAAAAAUAAAGUCGCCGUUUACGAAGACGAAGUAUUGACACUGACGAAGAUUUCUCGCUCGGAUAUGGGCGCUUAUUUGUGCAUUGCCAGCAAUGGUGUACCUCCAUCAGUUAGCAAGAGAAUUAUGAUUAAAGUUCACUUCCACCCGGUGAUCCAAGUACCAAACCAGCUGGUGGGCGCCCCUCUCGGCACUGACGUCUCCCUCGAGUGCUACGUCGAGUCCUCGCCAAAAUCUAUCAACUAUUGGGUCAGAGAUUCCAAUGAAAUGGUGAUAUCAUCAAAUAAAUACGAGGUGCUGAAUGCAGCGAUUAGUUCAUUUGAGAGCCGCAUGGUGCUGACAGUACGCCGCCUUACUGCUGCUGACGUUGGUGGUUACAGAUGCGUCGCCAAAAACUCUCUGGGAGAAGUCGACAGUAUCAUCAGACUAUAUGAAAUCCCGGGGCCUACAGUCCGAAAUACAAGCCCAGCGAGUAAAAGCGAUAAAUAUACGACUGCAACUGAAGAACAAGAUAAUCAAUUUGGCUCCGCUGACAAUUCUGAUGACGAAGACGAAAUGGAGACUGUGACAGAUGUUCCUGAGCGUACACCAAACGUCCCAACAGUCCGUGAUGAAUUUAUAAAAAAUAAAACAAUUAAUAUAACGACAAAUUUCGUUAACAAAGACAAACUAAGCAACAAAGUUCGCAAAAUUAUAAACAAAUUUGAAUUAGACGAGUACAAACUCGCAAAUAGUAAUAGAUCUAACAAAUUAUAUUCCAGAAUAGUUUAUAAAAGGUACAUUUUUUGUAAAGCAGAGCAGCGGCCCGGGGAGGGUUUGACCGACUGGGCGGCGCGAGUGCGAAGUUUGGCGCAGUACUGUGGAUUUAGGAACGAUCUGGAGACUGCACUACGAGAUCGAUUUGUACUAGGACUAGAAAACGCUAAGGAAAAAGAGAAAUUGUUUGCCGAAGAUGUGGAUACGCUAACAUUUGAUAAGGCGGUAGAAUUAGCUCAGAAUGGGCGCUGUGCGCGUUUGGCAUUGCAGGUGACUCGUUCGGAGCACGACACGGUAGCGGCGGCGGCCGUGCAACCUGUUUUCGCGUUACGUCGAGGCAGCACCGGUGCUGAUCAGUUACUUAAGUACAAGGAUACGGAUGCAUCUAGUGUAUCGGAUGACAUAAGUGCCUACGGUGAUUAUCCAAAACAAGGGCAAAUGCUAGAGACAGAAAUGCAGUUGGGGCAACGAAAACCAUUAGACGACCCAGUAGUUAUUGUAAAAAAAAACGAGGAAGGCGAAGAAGGAAGCGACCUAUCUUUUGAAUCAACAAAAUCAACGUCGAACUCGCCCCUGGAGAUAUUGGAUGAAGAGGGCAGAGUGGAAUCUGAAAAUGAUCGCAACAAUGAACAUCGGCUAGAGGUUGCGACAGCGUUGUUUGUAAACACACCAUAA
This is a messenger RNA of Hyposmocoma kahamanoa, 1908 nucleotides long. RefSeq names its product contactin-6-like. The record is from RefSeq and is a predicted model, not a curated record. Gene Ontology annotation, cellular component: neuron projection. NCBI's taxonomy places the organism in Eukaryota, Metazoa, Arthropoda, Insecta, Lepidoptera, Cosmopterigidae. The transcript is spliced from 9 exons. The annotation marks the transcript as partial.